AUGUCGCGAGAUGUGUUCGCCAAGCUCGUGCCGACCGGCCAGGUCCGAAGCGUCCUCUUGUCUUUCCCAACAGUGCUUGACCGUGAGCGUUACUUCCUUCUUCCCUACGGUCCGAUACUGCUAAGAUUCGGCGAUGUGGACGCAGAACUGGGGUUGGUUCACCAUCUUGGAUAUGCGGAGUCUUUGAAUGUCGCCAUCAGCAUCUGCUUAACAUACACGCUGAUCUUCACAUGCGUCCGCAUACAUCUUCGGAGGAGCAGCUUUGGCGCUGAUGAUGUUGUCGUAGUCAUCGCUACCAUUGCUGCAAUGGCGCAUUUUGCAGCUUCGUAUACGUGUCUUACAGCUGGCCUGGGCAAACCAUACGACAUGAUCAAGGAGAACAUCCAUCGAUUAGAUUCUAAAGCAAUCGCUAGUGCUGUGACAUUUGUCCUUACCCUUUAUGCUGCGAAGAUUGCCGCCCUGGUGUUUCUAAUGCGCAUUCAGUCAAAAACACGCACUACUUACUUUUAUCCGACACUCGUCCUCGUAUAUAUCGUUUUGGGCAUCGCAAGCGCAAUCACAAUCACUGCGGGAUGUCCAUCAGCAUCAGGCUAUUACUGGGACUUUGAGAACAACAAAGACUCAUGUCCUAGCGAAGAGCGCAGAUGGCAGGCUAUGACAGCCUUAGACAUCAUCUCUGAAAUCGUCCUUUUAGCGCUACCAGUCAACCUCGUAUGGACAUUACAAAUGCCUCAGAAGCGCAAAGCCAUGGUCAUAGUAACUUUCUGGACGCGAGCUCCCACUCUGGUAACUAUCCUUAUGGCCGUCGAAGUCAGCUACGCAUUGAUAUCCUGCACGCUCACGACAUCGAAGAACUUUACCGACGGCUUCAGCACAGGCUUCGGCAUGGGUCACAUCCCCGGCGCUGCAGAAUCCUACAAUCUGUCCGCUGUAGGAUCUUCCGGUAACCCACAAACACAUAGAGGUGGAGGUGGUUACAAAAGCAACAUCUCCACCAUGAAAGGGACAAAUGCAGGAACACAGAUUAGCGGGCACAGAUUUCAUGUCAAGACACCUAGUUUUGGAGAUGGGAUGGAUGGACCGAUGCAAUUGAGGUCUUCACAGCAAAGGUUGGAGAGUAGGACUAUUGUGCAAAGAGGAGAACAGAGGUAUUGGGGUGAAGGGGAGAGUGUAAGUAGUGAUGGUGGCCAUGACGAUCUGGUCAUCGUUAGGCAUACCGAGUAUACUGUUUCGCACGACGAAGCACCUAUACUGCAAAAGCAUAGCUUAGACAGAAUGUGA
Messenger RNA from Aureobasidium musti, 1281 nucleotides. The record is from the annotation of a GenBank genome assembly. Lineage: Eukaryota; Fungi; Ascomycota; Dothideomycetes; Dothideales; Saccotheciaceae.